AUGGUCCCCCCGCUCCAGCCCCGCAGGUGCCGGGAUGACGGGAAGUUAACAACAGGUGGAACAAACCAACGACAACACAACACAGCAACACCAACCCCAGGCUACUCGGCUGCAAAAUCUGCUGUGUAUGGAUCUACAACAUCGUCAAGCCCCACAAAUUCAGCACACACAACGGUGUCCGCUGGGAGCAUCCAAACGAUAGAAACAGACAUAACCAAAUCAGCAAAUGGUUCAGCAGAGGCAUCCAGGACCACUGAAGACUCUCAGACGACAGUCCUUGGAAAGGGGACCACAACUGAACUAGGAAACACAAGUUCAACACCCACACCAGAGACCACCAGAAACUUCCAGAGUACAGACCCAGAUGAAGGAUCAACACCUAACCAAAGCACCCCAAGAUCAACAGCCACAUCAAAGACGGUAGAAACCUCUUCAAAACCGGUCCUACCAACCCAUACAACUCCAAAUGCUGAAAUUUCUGAGUCAACUGUGCUCACUACAGAAGCUGAAACCUUCCAAGGAAGCUCAAUUUCAAGAGAUACAGCUGUACCUUCUGAGACCCCCCACGCCACAGGCUUGACUAAGGAAUCUACAGCAUUCCCAAGCAGCCCAAAUUCAAAACAUUCAACCCAAGUUACUGAGUUCUCCCAAACAGCAGUCUUCACUCAGGAGUCCACAGCCUUCCCCAGCAGCUCAAUUUCCAGAGAAACUGCUGUACCUGCUGACACCUCCUAUAUCCCAGCUCUGACUGAGGAGUCUACAACCUCCCCAAGUAGCCUUAGUUCAACACAAGCAACUCAUGGAACUGAGAAAUCUCCAACAGUCUUCACUCAGGGAUCUACACUCUUCACACCCCCCUCAACUUCAUCAGAAACAUCUGUACCCCCUGAGAGCCACCACACUACAGUUUCAACUGAGUCACCCUCAGCCUCCCAAAGCAGCCCAGUUGUGACAGAAGCCACUCAAUCUCCUGAGUCUUCUCUAACAACAGUCAUCACCGAGGAAUCUACAACCUUCCCAGCCAGCUCAGUUUCAUCAGAAACUGCUGUACUUCCUGAUGUCACCCACACUUCUUUCCUGACUGAGGCAUCUACAGCCUCCCAAAGCAGCCCAGUCAUAACACAAGGAAUAACCAAGACCACAAAAACAAUCUUCACUCACGAAUCUACUGCCUUUCAAAGCAUCCCAAUCUCAACACAUGCAACUCAGGCAACAGAAACCUCACAAACAAUAUUUACACAGGAGUCUACAACCUUCCCAAGCAGCUCAGGAUCCACAGAAACUGCUGUCCCUCCUGACACAGUACCCACUACAGGACAGACUGAAGCAAACCCAACCUCCCAGAGCGGCUUGAUUUCAACACAAGCAACUCAAGCAACAGAGACAUCCCAAAAAACAGCCUUCACUCAGGAAUCUACACCCUUCCCAAGAAGCUCAAUUUCCUCCCAAGCUGCUGUCCCUCCUGAGAUCAUCGACACCACAUCCCAAUCUGAGGCAUCUACAACUUCCCCAGGCAGCCUGAUUACCACACAAGAUACUCAAGGUACUGAGACAUCCCCAGUAGUCUUCACUCAGAAAUCUACAGCCAUUGCAUCCAGCUCAGUUUCCCCAGAAACAUCUGUCCCUCCUGAGGUCUCGCACACCUCAGCCCUGACUGAGGCAUCUACAUCAUCAUCAGGCAGCCUGCUUUCCACACAUGCAACUCAACCAACUGAAAUCUCCAAAACAGCCACCACCCAGGAAUCUACAACUUUCCCCAGCAGCUCGGUGUCCCCUGAAACAGUUGUUCCUCCUGACACCUCACUCUCCACAGCCCUGACUGAGGCAUCUACAACCUCUCCAAGGAGCCCAGUUUUGAAACCUGUAACUCAAGCAACUGAGACCUCCCAAACAACAGUCUUCACUGAGGAAUCUACAGGCUUCCUGAGCAGCUCGGUUUCCACAGGAACAGCUGUACCUCCUGAGAUCACCCACACCUCAGCCCUGACUGAGUCUUUUACAAUCUCCCCAAAAAGCCCAAUGUCCACAGAUUCAUCUCAACCAUCUCAUACCUUACAAACAACUGUCUUCACUCAGGAACUUACAACCUCUCCAAGCAGCUCAGUUUCCCCAGAAACAGCCCUACCUCCUGAGACAUUCUUCACCUCAGCCCUGACUGAAGCGUCUACAACCUCCCCAAGCCACCCAAUUUCAACAGAUGGAGCUCAGACCACUGAGACCUCCCCAAUGACAACCUUCACCCAGGAGUCUACAACCUUCCCAGGCAGCUCAAUGUCCACAGAAACUGUUGCAUCUCCUGUGACCUCCUCUAGCUCUUCCCUGACUGAGACACCAACAACUUCCCAAAGCAACCCAUUUUCAACACAUGCAACUCAACCCACUGAGUUAUCAGUAAUAACAAAACUCACCCAGGAAUCCAGGACUUCCCCAAGCAGCUCAGUUUCAACCCAUGCAACGAAAACAACAAAAACAUUGAAAACAUUGUUUACUAAGGAGUCUACAACCUUUCCAAGCAGCUCAAGUUCCACAGAAACUACUGUACCUCCUGAGAACACCCACACUAAUGAAGAAUCUACAGCCUCAAUAAGCAGCGUCAUCUCCACACAUGCAACUCAACCAACUGAUACCUCCCAUACAACAGUCUUGUCUGAGGAAUCUAUAACCUUACCAACUAGCUCAAUUUCCACAGAAUCUGUUGUACCACCUGAUGCCAAUCACACCUCCGCCCGAACUGAGGCAUCAACAACUUCCCCAAGCAACCCGAUUUUGACAAAUGCAACUCAACCAACUGAGACAUCACCAAUAACAAUCUUCACCCAGGAAAUUACAACUUCCACAACCAGUUCAAUUUCUGAAGAAACAGCUCUAACUCCUGAGACCUCAACAAUGAUUGAAGAUUCUACAAUUUUCCCAAGUAGCCCAAUUUCUACACAAGCAAAUCAAGCAACUGAGACAAUCCAAACAACAGCCUUCACUCAGGAUUCAACAAUCAUCACAUCCCCCUCAAUCACAACAGAAAGUGUUGUACGAACUGAGAGCUCCCAUACCACAAACAAAAUUGAGGCAUCUACAAACUCCCCGAGCAGCCCAAUUCCAGCACAUGGAUCUCAACCUACAGAAUCAUUCCCAAUAACGAUAACUCCAGAAACCACAACCUUCUCUAGCAGCCCAAUGUUGACAGAAACCACUGGGCCUCCUCAGAUCACUCACACCACAGUCCACACUGAGGCAUCUACAAAACAGCUGGACCUCCUGAUGUCACUCACACCUCAGCCCUGA
Molecule: messenger RNA, 3279 nt
Organism: Peromyscus maniculatus bairdii (prairie deer mouse)
Lineage: Eukaryota; Metazoa; Chordata; Mammalia; Rodentia; Cricetidae
Source: RefSeq, a predicted model, not a curated record